Messenger RNA from Aspergillus versicolor CBS 583.65, 1850 nucleotides. RefSeq names its product protein gprD (gene gprD). The record is from RefSeq and is a predicted model, not a curated record. The transcript is spliced from 3 exons. NCBI's taxonomy places the organism in Eukaryota, Fungi, Ascomycota, Eurotiomycetes, Eurotiales, Aspergillaceae. The coding region runs from base 165 to 1433 and encodes 422 amino acids. Gene Ontology annotation, molecular function: G protein-coupled receptor activity. Gene Ontology annotation, biological process: adenylate cyclase-activating G protein-coupled receptor signaling pathway. Gene Ontology annotation, cellular component: plasma membrane.
UCUCGCCAAACUCUCUCCAUGUCCGGUCUCCGUAAGCCAUGCGAGGUGAGGCGGUUCUGGCUUAAAACGAGGCGUUCUCGUCGUCGUGCAUUGCCGAGCCUCAGCACACCCCGACUGCUCGCGUGCUGGACCGCCAGCCCGCUGAGAAAAGCAAUAUCGCCAUCAUGGCUACACUGAUUCGGACUCUGUAUCUGCUGCAGGGCGAGAAUGUCCAGUCUGGCCUCGUGCCUCGUGCCGGCGAAGGACCGCCGACCGAGGUGCCUAUCGUGGGCUCAACGAAGGCCGGGUUCAUUGCUAUGGGAAUCUGCGGCCUGCUGUCGUUCCUGGCGACCUUCAGCCUGCUCGCCUUCUUGACGUAUCGAUUCAUCUUCUGGGAGCGCUACUAUAAGCGGCCUCUCGCACGGAACCAGUACGUCGUCCUGAUUUACAACCUGCUUCUCGCCGAUCUGCAGCAAGCGACGGCAUUCCUUCUGUGUCUGCACUGGGUAGGGCAGGGGUCAGUAUACUCUUCAACUGCGGCCUGUAUCAUCCAGGGCUGGUGGAUCCAAACCGCCGACCCGGGGAGUGGGCUGUUCGUGAUCGCGAUCGCCAUGCAUACCGGCGCUGUCGUCCUUCGAGGGAGCCAGCUGCCAUGGCGGGCAUUCGUGGCCUGCGUUAUCGGAAUAUGGGCCUUUAUCCUCGUUCUCGGAUUCAUCCCUGUCGGACUAUACGGCUCCGAGACAUUCGUCAUCUCCGAAGCUGGCUGGUGCUGGCUCAGCCCCGAACACGAACGCGAGCGCCUCUGGGGCCACUACAUCUGGAUCUUCCUCUCCGAAUUCGGUACCGUCGUGCUAUACAGCUUCAUGUUCUUCUUCCUGCGGCGGCGAGUGCGCCAGACCGCACGCCUGGGCCCAAACCACCAAGCCAGCCUGAACCGCCUCAACCGCGUCGUCGUCUACAUGGUGAUCUACCCAGUCGCAUACGUGAUCCUGUCCCUCCCGCUCGCUGCCGGUCGCAUGUCCAGCGCACGUCACAUCAUCCCUAGUUACGCAUACUUCGCGGCUGCUGGCUCCCUGAUGGCAUUAUCAGGACUGGCCGACGCGGUGAUAUACACACUCACCCGCCGGCAGCUCCUCGUCGACACGGACUCGCACGCAUCCCACGAGAUCUACGCUGCGUAUUCCAUGACGAACAACCACCAGACGCACAUCAGCACGACGCGGGACAUGCGGAAACGGGGACGGAUGGGCUCUCGGGUGCGUCGGGGCCUGCAGACGCUGAACGAGAGCGUCAUGGAUCAUCGGGACGAUUCGACGGAGGAGAUUGUGAAGAAGGGCGAUACGGAAAUGAAGAAUAUGAAUAUGGGGCAGGGCGUUUAUCAGGAGACGACGAUUGAGAUUACGCAUGAGGAUGCAGAGCCGGAGGACUCGCGGGCGAGAUAUAGACAUGAAUGAGUAGAUUAAUGAUGACAAGUUCCAUAGACUGAAAUACCUCCCAUCCAGGUUGUAAAAAAUAUACUGACGAAUUAGAUAUAUAUUAAUUAUGAGAUGCCUUCAUUGACUGCGAUUGAUGGAUUCUCGCCCCGAAAUCCGCACCAUCAUGUCCGACUGCAAGAACAGCCCAUUGCGAUUAACACUCUGCCACGGGCGCGACGGGUCAAUAAGCACGAUAUCAUAUCUGGAAAAUAUCUCCGCAAUCGCCUUCGAAACCUCAAUCAAGGCGACCUGCUUCCCCAGACAAGCAUACCUCCCCGAUCCAAACACCAGAUCCAUAGACCUGUUCAUCUCCAACAGCUGCUCCUCCCCGGCCUCGAUCCAGCGAUCUGGGCGGUAUAGGUCUGCAUCGCUCCCAAAGACGCUGACAUCUCGAUG